Molecule: messenger RNA, 1047 nt
Organism: Darwinula stevensoni
Lineage: Eukaryota; Metazoa; Arthropoda; Ostracoda; Podocopida; Darwinulidae
Source: the annotation of a GenBank genome assembly
AUGUCUGGAAAAGACACUGGAAUUGUUGUUCCUCGAAACUUUCGUUUGCUGGAGGAACUUGAUAAUGGGCAGAAAGGAGUGGGUGAUGGUACCAUAAGUUGGGGACUGGAGGAUGACAGUGAUAUGACUUUGUCCCAUUGGACUGGAAUGAUAAUUGGGCCACCAAGAACCCCAUAUGAAAACCGGAUGUACAGCUUGAAAAUAGACUGUGGCCCAAAAUACCCAGAGGAACCACCAGUCAUUCGCUUUCUCAGUCGCAUCAACAUGAAAGGAGUUCAUUCUGGCACCGGAUUGGUUGAUAGGAAGUCUACUCAAGUGCUCUCACAUUGGCAACGUCAUUAUUCUAUCAAAACUGUGUUACAGGAACUUCGUCGUCUCAUGACAGCAAAGGAGAAUAUGAAGACACCCCAACCACCUGAAGAUAGAGGAAUGUCUGGAAAAGACACUGGAAUUGUUGUUCCUCGAAACUUUCGUUUGCUGGAGGAACUUGAUAAUGGGCAGAAAGGAGUGGGUGAUGGUACCAUAAGUUGGGGACUGGAGGAUGACAGUGAUAUGACUUUGUCCCAUUGGACUGGAAUGAUAAUUGGGCCACCAAGAACCCCAUAUGAAAACCGGAUGUACAGCUUGAAAAUAGACUGUGGCCCAAAAUACCCAGAGGAACCACCAGUCAUUCGCUUUCUCAGUCGCAUCAACAUGAAAGGAGUUCAUUCUGGCACCGGAUUGGUUGAUAGGAAGUCUACUCAAGUGCUCUCACAUUGGCAACGUCAUUAUUCUAUCAAAACUGUGUUACAGGAACUUCGUCGUCUCAUGACAGCGAAGGAGAAUAUGAAGACACCCCAACCACCUGAAGAACUUGACCAUCUUUCUUCAGUAUCUCAUAAUACGGCUGAAGAUAGUCGAGGGCUUCGGUUGCCUGACCGAGCAGAAUUCCGGACUCGGCCUGACCCCGAUCCUCAAGGGUCCAAAUCACUGAAGCGUAGAAGUGAGCAUCAUGAGAAAUCUUCCGACGGUGCUCGUCGGACAUUCACUUCAGCCCUGGAGGCGUAA